CGGCUGAGACGAAAGCUUCACUGGGGCAGUCUCCGCAUAUCAUGGGGAGAUAGACGCUGCUGCCUUUGAUUGGCCUUGGUCCUCACAGCUCUAAAAAGAAGCAGGAUCUUGAUAAGCUCUAUGAGCUGAAGUCUAAAGCACGGCAGAUUAUGAACCAGUUUGGCCCCUCAGCGCUAAUCAACCUCUCCAGUUUCUCAUCUAUAAAACCAGAGCCAGCCAGCACCCCGCCACAAGGCUCCAUGGCCAAUAGCACCACGGUGGGGAAGAUAGCAGGCACUCCCGGGACAGGUGGUCGUCUCAGCCCAGAAAACAACCAGGUAUUGACCAAGAAGAAAUUACAAGACCUAGUAAGAGAAGUGGAUCCUAAUGAGCAGCUGGAUGAAGAUGUGGAAGAGAUGCUGCUACAGAUCGCUGAUGAUUUUAUUGAGAGUGUGGUGACAGCCGCCUGCCAGCUCGCUCGACACCGCAAGUCCAGCACACUGGAGGUGAAAGAUGUCCAGCUACAUUUAGAGCGCCAGUGGAACAUGUGGAUCCCUGGAUUUGGCUCUGAGGAAAUCCGACCCUACAAAAAAGCUUGUACCACAGAAGCUCACAAACAGAGAAUGGCAUUGAUCCGGAAAACAACCAAGAAAUAACACAGGGAACGGUCAGGGAAUGGACGACAUGUAUGUGGAGAUACUUGAGCUGAGACCUCAGCCAUCUCAUCCUUGGAUUUUUUUUUAAAUGCUUUACAGAGAAGCAUAUAUUUUUUAUUAACAGUGCAGCAAUAUCUAUAAUGACUGAGAAGAUCUGCCAAAAGAAUAAAGCCUCCUACCCCACCUUCUGGUCCCUUUUCCCUGCC
Molecule: messenger RNA, 841 nt
Organism: Apodemus sylvaticus (European woodmouse)
Lineage: Eukaryota; Metazoa; Chordata; Mammalia; Rodentia; Muridae
Product: transcription initiation factor TFIID subunit 12
Exons: 1
Coding region: 150-635 (161 amino acids)
Biological process (GO): DNA-templated transcription initiation; RNA polymerase II preinitiation complex assembly
Cellular component (GO): SLIK (SAGA-like) complex; transcription factor TFIID complex; SAGA complex
Molecular function (GO): DNA binding; TBP-class protein binding; protein heterodimerization activity
Source: RefSeq, a predicted model, not a curated record